GGCGUUGGCGCAUCGCACGACUGCUGCCGCUGGUGCUGCUGCUGCGGACACACAACCCGGCUGUCCUGCACUGAAACUGGGGACGCAACUGACACUGUCACCAUCUUAACUGGAGGGGCUCGCUCUGUGGAUACAGUUGCACUUUAAUUUAUCACUCACCAGCUUCACCACAAUGAUCCAAAACGGUCAUCACAACCACCAAGUGAGCACGGCAGCCGGGAAAGACGCAGGGACGACCCCCGGAGCUGCAGCCUGCAGUCCCGAGAAGAGGAGGAGAAGAAUCCGGCUGUGGUGUGACGGCUGCUAUGACAUGGUUCAUUAUGGCCACUCCAACCAGCUGCGACAGGCCAAGGCCAUGGGAGAUUACCUCAUCGUUGGAGUACACACAGAUAGUGAGAUUGCGAAGCACAAGGGUCCUCCCGUCUUCACUCAGGCAGAAAGAUACAAGAUGGUGCGGGCCAUAAAAUGGGUGGAUGAGGUUGUGGAAGGAGCGCCUUACGUCACCACCCUCCAGACCCUCGACAAGUACAACUGUGACUUCUGUGUGCACGGAGAUGAUAUAACACUAACAGUUGAUGGAAAAGACACAUACGAAGAGGUGAAGAAGUCAGGGCGGUACAGGGAGUGUAAGAGAACCCAGGGAGUUUCAACUACAGAUCUGGUCGGCAGGAUGCUACUGAUGACCAAAGCACACCACAGCAACAUUGAUAGUUCAGACUAUCAGCAGCACACAGACAACUUUGGAAAGAAGGGCCACAGUCCCUGGACAGGGGUGUCUCAGUUCCUGCAGACUUCACAGAAGAUCAUCCAGUUUGCUUCAGGACAAGAGCCCCAACCUGGAGACACAAUUAUCUACGUGGCAGGAGCCUUUGACCUCUUCCACAUUGGCCAUGUGGACUUCCUAGAAGCAGUGCAUAAGCUCGCAGAAAAGCCAUACAUUAUAGUUGGGUUGCACUUUGAUCAAGAGGUGAACCGCUACAAAGGGAAAAACUACCCCAUUAUGAAUGUCCAUGAGAGAACGCUCAGCGUGCUGGCCUGUCGAUAUGUGUCAGAAGUGGUGAUUGGUGCGCCCUUUGCAGUCACAAAAGAUUUACUGGACCAUUUCAAGGUGGAUCUUGUAUGCCAUGGGAAGACAGUAAUAUAUCCUGACAAGGAUGGAUCCGACCCUUAUGCUGAGCCGAGGAGAAAAGAAAUCCUGCGGACUGUUGACAGUGAGAACAGCCUGACUACAGAUGCCAUUGUGCAAAGAAUAAUUAAAAACAGGUUGCUAUUUGAAGCAAGGAAUCAGAAGAAAGAGGCCAAAGAGAUUGCUGUGAUCCAGGCCAUGAAGCGACAAGAAGAGGAGAAAACUAAAGAAAGACCCCAGGCUGUCAUGUAGGAAGGCUCUACACAAGCACCAUCGACUAAGUGUCAUCAUAACACUGACAAUUAAUCUAAACUCAACAUAACACUGACAAUUAAUCUAAACUCAUGUACAAUGAAAUCAGCUCUUAUAUGUGUUAUGACACCGUCAGCACAACAAUCCUGGCUGAUAACAGCAGUCCUUAGGGCAGCCUGUUUAUAGCCAGGAGGAUAUAGUCUGCUGUGUGAUCAUCAGGUAUACACUGUGUGUGUGUGUGUGUGUGUGUGUGUGUGUGUGUGUGUGUGUGUGUGUGUGUGUGUGUGUGUGUGUGUGUGUGUGUGUGUGUGUGUGUUAUAUUCGGCAUAUGCAAAUACAUGUUCAUGUCAGUCACAUAUACAAACUAUGAGGUUAUGGACUGUAAAGGUUGGAGCAAGAAAGACAAAACGGUGUCUCUAAAUGUCCUUUUUUUGCCUUCAGAAAUACGAGGGGAUUUGGACAUAUGAAGGGCAAGUGUGUGGACUUGAGAUGUGGGCAGGCAUUAAACUGUAACAAGGAAGUGAUUUGAUUAAUCAAUACCAGUUGCUGCUUUCUACCCAGCAAUGGGUGUAGACCCACAUCUGAUCUAUUUACUUAUAAAUUGUAUGUACUGUAUAUUAUAGAGUGAUUACUGGCUCUCUGGAUGAUGCUAAAAACACUAGAGAAUUGCUUCACUGAAUCUAACUUGGGUUGUUUGACUGUGAGAAGCUGUUGAAACUCUUCCGGGACCUCAUGUACAUAUCAGACCUUUCUCCAGACUGCACUGAAUGCUCAGAAAGUCAUCAGAACUGUUUUACAUCAGAAAAGUUUAACUCAAAAAGCACAUUGUCCAGACUUGCACGCCUGGCCUUUUGAGUGGAAUUGUAAUGUUUUCUUUAAACACUCCUUAUCCUAAUAUAUAGAACACCACAGAGUUUUAAAAGACUGCUUUUAAUCAUUAAUUUGUUUUCUUAGUAUAACUAGAGAACAAUGACAGAUGCUCAGUGAUGUUAACUUUAUCAUAAAAUAGACAUAUUACUGUCAUUGAGCCCUGAACAAACAUCUGUCUCUAUAUCAAAUGGGAUUAAAUACUAUAUUUUUUGUAAAUGUAUAUUUUACUCACACCCUCUCCAUUAACUACUGUAUAGAUGGUUUCAUAUUGUUAAAAAAUAAUAUGUAUGUAUGUCAAGUUGGAAUGUAUUCAGUGUAGAGUAUAAUGUAUUGUGCUAUUGAGAUCUCCCAGUUGAUUAGGAACUGAUUGGACUACAGUAUACUACUGCUGGUAAUAACAACACUUUAAUCUGAAAGGCUAUGUGUCAUCCCUUUUUCCCUGAAACAGAAAAUGUCUUGCUAUAGGAACACUUCAAUGUUUUAAAUUUGUUUUAAUUUAGUAGGCCUACGUUAAAAUGCAUGGAUCUUUGGACACAAAAAGGACAUUUGAUCAGGACGUUUUUUUCUGCGUUUUGCAUCAUAUGAGUCACACAGGUUGGUAAAUGUCAGGCCAUUAAGAGGAGUUUUCUUCAGUAGCAGCUUGGUACACCGAAAAGAUCUGACAGCUUUUUCCAAGAAUAUAAAAGUGCCUCUGCAUUAUGAUCAAUGUGAAUGUCUGUUUAAUCAGAACCAUAUCUCUUGCUGGCCUCUGCUGUUUAUAUAACAAGCAUGCUGCAAUGCUUUUAGUGACAUUUAGAGAGAUAUUACCGCAAGCAAUGUACUGUAUGAGGCCAACCCAGUCUGGCAUUUCGUGUUAUAGUCACGAAAU
Molecule: messenger RNA, 3116 nt
Organism: Trematomus bernacchii (emerald rockcod)
Lineage: Eukaryota; Metazoa; Chordata; Actinopteri; Perciformes; Nototheniidae
Product: ethanolamine-phosphate cytidylyltransferase-like
Exons: 13
Coding region: 173-1378 (401 amino acids)
Biological process (GO): phosphatidylethanolamine biosynthetic process
Cellular component (GO): cytoplasm
Molecular function (GO): ethanolamine-phosphate cytidylyltransferase activity
Source: RefSeq, a predicted model, not a curated record